This is a messenger RNA of Amphiprion ocellaris (clown anemonefish), 1744 nucleotides long. Its product is annotated as CD209 antigen-like protein E. Bases 79 to 1137 code for a protein of 352 amino acids. NCBI's taxonomy places the organism in Eukaryota, Metazoa, Chordata, Actinopteri, Pomacentridae. The transcript has 7 exons. The record is from RefSeq and is a predicted model, not a curated record.
UAUUACGGUGCCCUGUGGUUUAGUUGUAGUGGUACUUCUCUGUCUAAAAGUCUGAUAAAAUUCAUAAGGGAUUCUGCAAUGAUGGCAGACGGAGACGUUAGCUACGCUUCAGUUGUAUUUAAAGCUAACAAGCAACCCCGACAGGAAGCUCAAAAAGAAGAGGAAACUGUGUAUGAUGAAGUGAAAGUGGCAAAUCAAACAGCUGAACAAAAUCCUGAUGUAAAUGGAUUCUUGCCAGACAAGAAAGCAGACAGCAGACGUCGCUGCUAUCAGCAGCUGGCUUGUGGUUUGGGGGCUCUAUGUGUAGUUUUGCUGUUGGGCAUCAUAGCCAUUGUUAUCUACAUUUCUACAUUAAAUAAUGUGAAUGAUGUAAGUCAGCUGAGCCAGUUAAAAGACAACCAAACGGCAUUAAUGGCUGUCAAUCGCAACCUGACAAAAAUCUACAACAAACUCAGCUCAGACAAUGAGAAGUUGAUGAGGAACCACGACAACCUGACAGUCCAGUUUGACAACCUGACACAAGCCUAUGCUGUCUUAGAAAGCAACAUCACCAGCCUGACUGCAGAAAAACGGAACCUCACAACGAAUAUCAACAAACUGAAUGCACAAAACCAGGAGCUGGAGAUGGACAAGAAUAACCUGGCAGAACAAAUACAAAACUGGAAGAAGUUCAACACCAGUCGAGCUCAGUGGAGCAUUGAUGAAUACUGCCCGAAAAACGAAGGAAAACGUGAAUGUGAACCCUGUCAGAAGGGCUGGCGAACGGCCGAGUCCAACUGCUAUGCAAUUAAUGAUCCUACGAAUUAUGAAUACCUGAGAACCUGGGAAGAAGCUCAAGAAGACUGCAGUGGAAAGAAUUCAGAUUUGGUUGUUGUUGCUACUGAAGCAGAAAAGAACUAUGUUAAUGCUAAUAGUUGGCCUUACGGAAACCUUAUACAAUACUGGAUUGGCCUGAGAGCUGUAGAUGGGAAAUGGAAGUGGAUUGAUGGAAGUGAUCUGACUGAAAACUCCUGGAUGUCUGGACAGUCUGCUGUCGAUGGUUAUUGUGUUGUUUCUAUCCAAAAUAAAGGAUGGAAAUCAGUGAACUGCACUCAGAAGAACCGCUGGAUCUGCCAAAAGAAAGCUUUGUCUGUUUAAACACUGCAAACUUGAGAAGAUUACUGAACAGUUGGUAGACAUUCAUUACAUGGAAGCUUGUAUGAACUGUGUCAAGAAUGUCAAAACUAGAUGCUUAUUUAGAGGAAAGAGAAAUAAAUGUAUUUAAAGUCAUUUAUUUUCUAAAGUCGUUUGUGUAUGUGCUUACAGCAUUUGUGUGUGUGGAGAAAAAAAAGAUAAUUUCCGUUGUGUCAAUCCGUUGACAUCUGCACUGAGUAAAAUAAAGUAGCUAGCCUGUCAGUGCACACAAAUGUUGUUUAUUGUUAACUUUAACUUUGCUUUUUAUUUUGUGCGCUGCAAAAGAUGCACUUGCAAUUUGUACAUCAGCACACUGAUAAAAUGUAGCAUUUUCCAUUUCUGCUGCUGUUUGGUCAACAGGGGGUGCUGCAUUGCUUCUAAACAACCUGUUAUCAGGGCUUUUGUGUCAUUUAUAUCCAAUGUAAAGAGCAUUUUAAUGAAGAGCAGGCAGCUGAUGUUAUAUAUCUGAUUACAAGCAAUGUUUUGGGUAUUUUGAAUAAAAAUGUUGCCACAUGACUCAUUCUUGUUCAUUAAAAAUGUCAGUCAGUUUUAAUAAAAUGAGGAAAGACUG